Molecule: messenger RNA, 420 nt
Organism: Arachis stenosperma
Lineage: Eukaryota; Viridiplantae; Streptophyta; Magnoliopsida; Fabales; Fabaceae
Exons: 2
Coding region: 1-420 (139 amino acids)
Source: RefSeq, a predicted model, not a curated record
AUGGCGGAUAAAUCCAUUCAGCAAGCACUUGGGGUUGUGGAGAAUGUAUUGGUAAAGGUGGACAAAUUUUUCCUCCCAGCUGACUUCGUCAUCCUAGACAUAGAGGAAGAUGACAAUACUCCCAUCAUUCUAGGGAAGCCCUUCUUAGCUACUGCCAGGGCAUUGAUAGAUGUUGAAAAAGGAGAAUUAAUGCUGAGGGUGCAUGAAGAGCAUAUAAUGUUCCAUGUCUUCAAGAAUUUGCAAGAUUCCACCCAAGAAGAAGAGUGUGAUGAAACAGAGAGCCCUAGAGCAAGUUGGCAACUCAAGUUGCCAACUCCAACAGAAAGUAUCCAACUCAAGUUAGCAACUCCAACGCAAGAUCCUUGGCUCCAUGAAGAAGAAGAGCAAGUUGGCAACUCAAGUUGCCAACUCCAACAGUAA